Messenger RNA from Stegastes partitus (bicolor damselfish), 2648 nucleotides. RefSeq names its product TNF superfamily member 11 (gene tnfsf11). Gene Ontology annotation, molecular function: tumor necrosis factor receptor binding. Lineage: Eukaryota; Metazoa; Chordata; Actinopteri; Pomacentridae. Bases 166 to 978 code for a protein of 270 amino acids. The transcript has 4 exons. Gene Ontology annotation, cellular component: membrane. Gene Ontology annotation, biological process: immune response. The record is from RefSeq and is a predicted model, not a curated record.
GAUCCGGUUCACGAUCCCGCUUCGGUCUUUUCGCUGCUCUCGGAGGCUCCCUGUGAUUGGCUGCUCGGCCCACUUUAGCCCACCCACUGCUGACUAUAGCCGCUCUGCAGACGGAGCUCCAUUGAGUCUGGCCCCGGGCGGAACGGCACACACACGGCGCGCAUCAUGGCAGCUACGCAUAGCGAGUACCGAGGCUACCUGCGGAACACCGUCGACAUCGAGGCGGCACAGCACCGCUUCCACCCGGUGCAGAGCUCGGAGCCCACGUACCGGCCGCUGCUAUUCGGGACCCUCGCUGUUAUGGGAUUGCUUCAGGUGGCUUCCAGCGUGGCGAUCUUAUUACACCUGACGGGUUAUCUGCAAGAGGUAGACUUGUCCACGGCUCCACAUCGGCCCAUAGAGGAGGUGCAGACAGAGCCGGUGCUCAACGCCCUGAGAGACACCAGGAAAAACAGACGGUGCAAAUCUCCGAGAGAAAGCCUGCCAGCAGCCCAUCUACUGAUCAGUCGGCAACACGAGGACUCCAAGAGGGUCGACCCGUACCCGAAGGCCGUCACCAUCGACUGGGAUGAGGAGCAGGGAUACCGCAACAGGAUGGAUUACCAGAAGGGCAAACUGCUGGUGAUGGAGGCCGGUUUCUACUACGUUUAUACCAACAUCUGCUUCCGCUUCUACAACCUUUCCAAACCGGACGACAGAAGUCAGGUCGGGCUCAUCGCGGAGCUCGUUCGCAACGCCCAGCUCAUCCAGUAUGUCUACCGCGACAGCAUCAAACAGACCAGCAAGGCCCAGCUGCUGAUGAAGACGGGCAGCACCGUGCGCUGGCACAACACCACCUACAGCAUGUACUGCUCCCAGCAGGGCCGAGGGGUCCGGCUGGACAAAGGGGACGCCUUGUUCGUCAACGUGUCCAACUCCUGGAUGCUGGACCGAGAGGGAGAAGGGACGUAUUUUGGUGCCAUAAAGUUGGGUAACUGAAACCUAAACACGUGGGGAGCGGACAUGCUACUGAACAUUUGAUAUGCCAAAGAACCACUGUUAGUGAUUUAUAAUAUUGAUUUUGUCCAAAAAAAGUGUUUUGUUUUUUUUAUAAUUGUACAUGCGUGUUUCGUUUCAUUUUGUUGCUCUUCACCAGUAAGCCUUUCAUGACAAUGGAAAAAGGUAACCACCUUUUAAAAAAACUUGUCUUUCCACUUUCCACUUUUUCCCUGAAAAUAGACACAUCCAAAAUAGCACUGGAGUUUUAUUGGACUUUGUUUUUUUUUCUCUUUUAAGUAUUGUGGUUUCAAUUGGGAAAUUUCAGUACGUUUCAGUUCAGAUUACAACAUUGAGACUUAAGAAUUGACAUGUGUUUAUGCACUAAUUAAACAAGCCGCAAGGGAGCAACUAAGGAAGUAAGAUUGUUGGCAGGAAGCACAGCGAAAAAGGAUUUAUCAGUGCAGAUUGUUGGGAAGAAUGUCCAAAAAAAGCGUUGUAGAACGAUGGAGCAUCUGCUUGUACUUAGCAGAUUAACACAGGAUAAAAAUAACAAGCCUCUAGGCCUGUGUCUGACCCACAGCGGCAAAUCCAUAAAUGUUUUCCUGAAAGUUUCUGGAAGUGUGAACACGGCAGGCGAUGGGGCGUUUCCACGGUAACGGCAUCAGCGACAUCAUUUGAUUGAUUUCAAAAUCUUCCGAGGCACCUUUGAAACUUAUGGCAAAGAUUGACUUUGACGCUGACGUUGUUGCGUGUUUGCUCCAAAAACUCAUUUGUUAUCCAGUUUUCUGUCUUAAGCAGCCUGCUUCGUUGCCGGCGAUUACACGACAACGUCAUUUAAACUAAGGACGAAAUGACAUCUGUUAGUUUUUGUUUAUGACGAUCAACAAGUGAUGCAGAUAGCUGGACUGUCUGAAUGACAUGAAUUGUCUUUUUUUUUUUUAAACUAGAGGAACCAAGUUGAGUUUGGUUCAUCUUUAACUUAAAUUUUUGUUUUUUCAUUUGGCUCUUCAGUGAGGUAAAUGGGAAUAUGCACUAAAUAUUUAUUUAUUAGCUCUAGAAGUACAGAGACAGGUCAUUGUUACAGUGACCUUUCGGCUGUAAAAAAAAACCAUUUAUAUUUUAUGUCUGUACGACAUUCAUUAUGCAGCACUUAGAGGAAAUAGUAGACACGCUUUUUUGUUAUUAAAACACAAGGGCUUCAUUUCAAAUUCUAUAUUUAUGUAUCUUGAUUUUCUUCUUCUACAAAAUUGUAGCAUACCUGUAAGAUCUUCAUCUGAUUUCACCUGAUAGAUUUUUUUCCGUUCUGUGUUUUUUUAAUUUAUGUUUGUGUAUGUUUUAAUAAAAAAAAAACUACUUUUGUAACAGUGUUUCUUGUGUGCACUGUGGAACAAACAAACAAAAAAACAACUAAUUUUUCAGCAGCUGGGGCAAAAUAAAAUUAAAUAUUUAAUAAUAAUCCUGAGAGAAUAAUCCUGUUUUUAAAAAAGCAGUCAUUUUUCUUAAUAAAAUAGGUUUCUAAUUUUACAUGAGAAUGUGUAUUUUCUGGCAUUAACAACAAUGAAAUUACCGAUAAUCUAAAUAUGUGAUUGCAUUUUCUUAGAUUACUUGUCCUUAUGGAUAUUAUACUGUUGGAAACAUGUUUAUUCAACUUUAAAAAAAACAAAAACAAA